CAUCCUUUCCUUUCCUCUCCUUCCCAUCCCUUUCUUCCUUCCUUCCCUUCUUCCCUUCCCUCUACCCUUCCUCUUUCCCUUUUCCUCUUCCUCUUCCGCAGGUGGGGAAGGAAGCCAUGGCCCAGGUGGGCUCUUUCCAGGCCUGAGGGGGGUCUUUUCCCAGCCAAAGGAUGGAGGCGGCUGCCAGGAGAGGAGGAGGCCGGGGACCCCCCGAGGAGACCCUCCUGAGACCCCCAUCUUUCAGGGGAACCCCCAGAAGCCCCCCAUCAUGGUGACCCAGUGAACGACAAGAUGGCGGACCAGAGCAACAUCGAGUCGGCGGCGUCGAAGAGCAUCCGCCCGUUCCGCUCGAGCGAGGAGUACCUCUACGCCAUGAAGGAGGACUUGGCGGAGUGGCUCAACACACUCUACGACCUAGACGUCCAGGUGGACAACUUCAUGGACGUCCUGGAGACGGGCUUCGACCUCUGCCAGCAUGCCAACAACGUCAACCGCAUUGCGCAGGAGUUCCAGCAGUCCCGCCCAGACGCCGCCGCCAUGCGCAUUCCCCAGAAGGAGGUGGUCUUCCAGUCUAAGAACGUGGUCCCGGGGUCCUUUGUGGCGCGGGACAAUGUCUCCAACUUCAUCCAGUGGUGCCGCCAGGAGCUGGGCAUCCAGGACGUCCUGAUGUUCGAGACCAACGACCUGGUGCUCAGGAAGAACGAGAAGAACUUUGUCCUCUGCCUCCUGGAAGUCGCCAGGAAAGGCUCCAAGUUUGGGAUGCUGGCGCCGAUGCUCAUCCAGAUGGAGGAGGAGAUCGAGGAGGAGAUGCGAGGUGGAGUGUUCGAGGCGGCGGCAGCGGCGGAGAAGGCAGCGGCAAGACAGGAUCCGGGGCCACAGUCACCCGUCUGCGCCAACAGGAUUCAGAGGAUGAUGACUCUCUGCGACCUCAAGAAUUUGGAUGAGUUGGUGAGUACUUCGCACUCAGCGCCAUGCAUCAUGGCUCCUUCGUAAAUGGAUUUUGGGUUUGCAGCUUUAGUGUUGGUCCUUCUCCUCUUCCUCCUAA
Molecule: messenger RNA, 1045 nt
Organism: Sceloporus undulatus (fence lizard)
Lineage: Eukaryota; Metazoa; Chordata; Lepidosauria; Squamata; Phrynosomatidae
Product: GAS2-like protein 2A
Exons: 2
Coding region: 292-993 (233 amino acids)
Biological process (GO): protein localization to microtubule plus-end; regulation of microtubule polymerization or depolymerization; microtubule bundle formation
Cellular component (GO): microtubule plus-end; actin filament; stress fiber
Molecular function (GO): actin filament binding; cytoskeletal adaptor activity; microtubule binding
Source: RefSeq, a predicted model, not a curated record